Stegastes partitus (bicolor damselfish) is the source of this 2463-nucleotide messenger RNA. RefSeq names its product transport and golgi organization 6 homolog (Drosophila) (gene tango6). The record is from RefSeq and is a predicted model, not a curated record. The transcript has 13 exons. The annotation marks the transcript as partial. Lineage: Eukaryota; Metazoa; Chordata; Actinopteri; Pomacentridae. Gene Ontology annotation, biological process: protein secretion.
GGCGGCGCUCUCCGUGGUGCAGGAGAGGCCCAGCUUGGCCCAGCAGUACCUGCUCUGCCCCCUGCUGGCUCCACUGCAGCGCUGCAUCACCGCAUCCGACGAGGACGAUUCUCAGGCUGCAGUGGAGGAGUCGGAGCUGACCAGGUGUGUGGACGACGUCUACAAGAUCUGGGUGGUUGGAAACAGUCCGUCGGUUCCCCUCCUCAAAGCUCUGGAAGAAGUUCUCCCUGUCGUCUUCACGCUGUUCUGUUUCACCAAGAAGAACGUCUCCCACCUGCGCACCCCCUGUCAGGAGAUCUUACUGUGGUACCUGAACCACGCCGAGUCCUCUGCGGGUUUGUCGGCGCUCAGGCAGCUUUCAGGCCUUCGGCGGCGGAACAACGAGGUGGCGUCCGACUUCCGCUUCACGCCGGGCAGCGAUGGAGGAGCCAGACUGAGCUGCAGAGGAAGCAGCAGCGACGAGGACGACGAGCUGUACGAGAAGCUGUCGGGGGAACAGUGGCGGCUCGAGUGUCUGAUGCAGCUGCUGGCGGAGCUCAAAGACUGCGACCUGCCGGGAGACUUUUUCCUGGAACUGCUGCAGGAGCUGACCAGCUGGGCGGCUGCAGCCGACGAUGAAGAGGCGAAGGACGGAGAGCAGCCGGACGUGUCGGCCAUGACGCUGCUGGAGGUGGAGCAGCAGCAGCUGGGCGGAGCCGAGAGACGAGCCCAGAGGCUGGUUCUGCUGCAGGUUCUGGCCGUGAUGGUGGAGUGUUUACAGCACACCGAGCUGCUGAGGAAAACCACACAGGUGGUGGACUUCAUGGUGUCGCUCCUCCAGAGGGCCUGUGUGGGCCUCGAUCAGGCCACUGGGCCACGCGUUGGGAACCCGGUGGAGAGCCAGACGCUGAGCAUGGGGAUGGGUCUGGUGGCCACGAUGCUGUCUGGACCUCAGCUCGGUGCAGACGACUACUCGUCCAUGUCGAAGCUCCUCCUUCCGCUGCAGACUUUGUCUCAGCGGCAUCCGGACGUCGUCGUCCAGGAGCUGGCGUCCAACCUCAGAGCUGUCAUCGCUACUCACGGCGCCUACCGGCCUGAAAACCUCACCGCCGCUGCCGCCGGUUCAUCCUCCAGGAACCCCGAAUCAGCAGCAAACCACACCAGCGAAGCAAAGACGCCUGUCGGCAAACCCCCAGCAUCCUCUGCAGGAAGUGGCACCAGUGACCCGCCUGCUAAGCCGUUUUCUGAUUGGCUGCUGGAGGCGUGCGACCCGGACGUGCCGACCAGAGCGUUCGCCCUGAGGGUCCUGAACCAGAGGGUGCAACACGGAGACCCAGAAGCCGUCCAGAAUCAGGAGAAAGUCCUCGUGCUCUUCUUGGAAAAUCUGGAGCACGAGGACUCGUUCGUUUACCUGUCAGCCAUCCAAGGUCUGGCCUCUCUGGCUGAUUCGUUCCCCGACAGGAUCCUGGAGAGGCUCCUCAGAGACUUCAAACACGGACCCUCGCUGCCUUCGUCCGACAAGCAGCGCUCCCUGGAGACCCGGCUGAAGCUGGGCGAGGUGCUGAUGAGGGCGAGCAGGGCCAUGGGAGAUCUGGCUCCACACCUCGGCCGUCCUCUGCUGGGCGUCUUCCUGCAGGGAACCAGAGACCCGGAUCAGAGCGUCCGGGCCAGCAGCCUGUCCAACCUGGGGGAGCUCUGUGGGAGGCUGGACUACGCUGUGGGGCCGCUGGCUCAGGAGCUGAGCUCUUGUCUGACGGCUCUGAUAAAGACUGAAACAGAGGCAGAGGUGAGGAGAGCCGCCGUCCACGUUAUCGCCCAGCUGCUGCGAGGCCUCAGCGACAAAACCACACAGGUUCUCAGUGAGGUUCUGUUGGACCUGUACCGGGCCCUGAAGCUGGUGGUUCGCUCGGACCCGGACGAGGUGGCGGUGCUUCACGCUCAGCUGGCUCUGGAGGAGCUGGACGACGUGAUGAGGAGGUUCAUCUUCCCCGAGCAGAAGCUGGAGAAGAAGAUUGUCGUCCUGCCGUAGAACUCUGGUUUAGUUACUGAACAGGGUCUUUAAAGGGUCGGUUCUGCCUCCGUGUAAACCGGGUUUUGUGUUCUGGAGGUUUCAGAGCUGCAGUCAGAUCGUGUAGAAGCAACAGGAACUGAACCACUCGUCUGAAAUAAAGUGUUCAACGUCUGUUCUCUGGAUUUGUGUCACAGAAGAUGCUGAAUGUGCAGGUGUGACAGCAACGGGUCAGAAUCAUCAGAAUCAGACAGCAGGUCCAGAGAAGCAUCUGUUUGGCAGGACUUCAGUCUUAGACUUCAGACAAAACACGCUGUUUUUCUAGUUAAGUUUUGGGUUAUUUUGCUUCUAUGACAUGCUUUCUAGUUGAGAAGAAAAAUCCAAAAUACACAUUCAGGUGUUUAUUUUACUGCUUUUUUUAUUUGUGUUUGUAGGUUUUGAUUAUAAAACAUAUAAAGGCUGAAACCUACAUUCAC